Loa loa (African eye worm) is the source of this 315-nucleotide messenger RNA. RefSeq lists its product as hypothetical. Bases 1 to 315 code for a protein of 104 amino acids. The transcript has 3 exons. NCBI's taxonomy places the organism in Eukaryota, Metazoa, Nematoda, Chromadorea, Rhabditida, Onchocercidae. The record is from RefSeq and is a predicted model, not a curated record.
AUGGUAUGCGCAAUACCUAAUGAUGAACCUAACGAUUUCCACAACGAGGAAUUCUUAUCAAAACAGCAGCAUCACCGCUACCCACCACCAGCCACCACAGAAAACCAAUCACAGACCGUCGAUUUAAGGAUUGCUUGCGACAAAACGAUUGUGCAUGUUCAGUUUCAUGCGUCGAUAUGCUACACGAUAACGAAAACAGCUGGUCAUGCUGCCAUCAAUGGUGGGAAUGAAGAAACUGAUAAAAGGAGUUUGCAUAACUUUCCCGGAAGCCGCCUUAAAAUGAAUUUACUUUUUUCUCGAGCAUCUACAGCGUAG